Prorocentrum cordatum is the source of this 1476-nucleotide messenger RNA. The record is from the annotation of a GenBank genome assembly. NCBI's taxonomy places the organism in Eukaryota, Dinophyceae, Prorocentrales, Prorocentraceae.
CCUUGUUGUGGCAAGAUCUCUGAUCGCGUGUCCGAGCCAUUUUGAGCCAGGUUGCCGCCAGCCGUUCGGGCAUAAGUUUUUAGAGCUGCAGCUGGAAGAGUGAGGCCGACCCGCACGCCGAAGUACCGGAGGAUGCACGGCGCCGCCGCAGUCGCAGCCGCCGCAUGUCCGCCCACGGCCGCGCGUGCAGGUGCGUCGCGGGCGGGCCCCGGCGGGCAUCCGCAAGGAGGACGGGUUUGGCGGUCGUGCCCAGCGCCUCCUGGAGGAGCAAAGCGAAAGGUCGUCUCCUUCGACACGGCUCCAGAGUGCUUCGGCCCCGCCGACCCAGCAGAGGAUCUCGUCGAGGCGCCGCCGGGCGGCCAGGGCGCCGACAGCGGCGCGAGGCUGGGCCCUCCCGCCGUGGGCAGAGGCCGGCUGGGAGCUGCGGCUGUCUGGCAGGACGACGUGCCAGACAGGGCAGCAGCGGCUGCGUUGGGCGACGCCAGUGGGGCCCCAGGUGCGCAGCAGGAGGAGGAGGACACCGCAUUGGCCGAGAUCGAGGCGUUCGCUGACGAGCAGGCCCGGCGGUUCGUACCUCUGAUUGACAAGCGGCGCGCGCGCCGGACGGCGACCGUCAGCAUCGGCCGCGCGAAGCGGGCGGACGGCAUCAGCUUCCAAAUGAAGUCUUCCGCCCUGUGGCAGCGCAGAGUGGUGACUGGGAGUGGCCUGGGGGCCCUCGGCUGCGUGCUCGGGUGAGUUUUCCCGUAGGGAUGGAUGGGAAACGGCCUUCUGAGGGUGGGGCCACCUGCCUUGCUUCGCCGCUUUGCCCCCGACCAGUAGCAGAGGACAGAGCAGCACAAACGUGCUUGCAUCCACAGUCUGUUCAUAGAGAACUUGUCAUCGUUUUCGCACUUUGCAGCGGACCUUGAGCUGGGGCCGCGGUUCAGCGUGCAGCCCUGGAUGUUAUUUAAUCGCUCCCUCGCGUCCUGCUGCUCUCCCCUCCUUGCUCUCCCACCUUUCCCCUUCUCACGGGGCUGUCCCUGAGCCGACGCCCGGCUGGCUGGACCCCAUCGCAGAUGGGGCCGCUUGGGCCGCCUGGCUUGUUUCAGACGACGAGGAGGUCGAUGGACCCCAUCUCAGAUGGGGCCGCUUGGGCUGUCUGGCCCGUCUCCGGCUUCAGACGACGAGCAGGUCGUCAUCGUCCAGGGUCAUGCGUUGCUUUGUGCCUCGCCCCUCACCCUGAGCGGAGGAGUCCCCACGGCAACGGCAUGCUGCUGGGCCCUCUGUCUGGUCGCGAGUGCGGGACCUCGCCCGGCAGGCGCGGCGCUCCUGGCCCGGAGGGCCGGGCGCGAGCGCGGGGCGGCAGGCCCCGUCUCCAACCACUUCCGGAGGUCGAGUCACGGCGCUUGCUUUGUGGUGCCUUGUGGCUGGACCUCAACGGUGUUUUCGGCGAUGUCGUGGGCCGUCUUCGGUUCGACCUCGUUCUGCGGCAGGGGC